Molecule: messenger RNA, 852 nt
Organism: Emericellopsis cladophorae
Lineage: Eukaryota; Fungi; Ascomycota; Sordariomycetes; Hypocreales; Bionectriaceae
Exons: 3
Coding region: 1-852 (283 amino acids)
Cellular component (GO): plasma membrane
Molecular function (GO): acetate transmembrane transporter activity
Source: RefSeq, a predicted model, not a curated record
AUGGCAACCGCACAUGGAAUGGAACACCCCGAUGUGAACGAGAAGCACGACGGGAUCACCGGUCCUGGCGCUUCGCAGGAGCAUCAGGCGCCGCACUCGAAUAAUUGGCACCAGCGCCGAGACCUCGCAUCAUGGGGUCAUGGCUACGCGCCUCCCGAAGGUGCCUCGCUGCAACCUGGCGUGUUCAAGCCCUACGAGCACCGUAAAUUCGCCAACCCAGCCCCUCUUGGCUUGAGCGCCUUCGCCUUGACGACAUUUGUGCUCUCGGCCAUCAACAUGGAGGCGCGCUCCGUUACGGUCCCUUCUGUCGUGGUGCCUCUGGCCUUUGGAUAUGGUGGGCUGGUGCAGCUCCUCGCUGGCAUGUGGGAAAUGGCCGUUGGCAACACGUUUGGCGCCACUGCCUUGUCGUCCUAUGGUGGAUUCUGGAUCGCGUACGGCCUGCUCCUCACGCCCUCGCCAUGGGGCAUCAUGGAAGCAGACGGCCCUUAUGAGGGCGACACCAGCUCUCCAGUUGGUUUCUUCCUGACUGGGUGGUUCAUCUUCACGACGAUUCUGCUCAUCUGCACUCUUCGCUCCACCGUCGCCUUCUUCCUGCUCUUCUUCACCCUCGACAUUGCCUUCUUGUGCCUGUCCGUGGAGCACUACGCCCACGACAUGGGCAACGACGUUGCUGCGACAAACUUGAAGAAGGCGGGUGGUUUCUUUGGCUUCCUGGCCGCCUUCCUGGCGUGGUACAAUGCUCUGGCCGGUAUCCAGGACAGCAGUAACUCGUUCUUCACCGUUCCCGUCAUCCAUUUCCCAUGGUCUGACAAGGGCCGCGAGCAGCGCGCCAAGAAGGCAAGCAUUGUCUAA